Messenger RNA from Misgurnus anguillicaudatus (oriental weatherfish), 2329 nucleotides. The record is from RefSeq and is a predicted model, not a curated record. Lineage: Eukaryota; Metazoa; Chordata; Actinopteri; Cypriniformes; Cobitidae.
AUGGCGUUAUCUGACGUUCAGUCAGCACCUCAGUUCUCUGAGGAGCCUCGGGUUGCGACAUCCGAGGAGACAUCAUCUCUGAAGCCGCCAUCAGCUCCUCCAAACGCAGCUUUUCCAACUAAGAAUGAUCUCUGGUACACAGUUCCACAGAUUCAAUUAGGGGAAGAGCGGGAUGUGGAGGUUAGGCCGAAGUGGGCCAGACUGGCAGGAUGCGGGAGUGAAAAUCAGUUUCCCACUGUAUUUGCGAGUCUAUCUGAUUUAGAUCAAGAGGACUUUCCAAUGGAGAACCUCCCCUCACCUGCUCCUGUGUCUGCUCCAGUCUCUGAGGAGCCUCGGGUUGCGGCCCUCCCCUCACCUGCUCCUGUGUCUGCUCCAGUCCCUGAGGAGCCUCGGGUUGCGGCCCUCCCCUCACCUGCUCCUGUGUCUGCUCCAGUCCCUGAGGAGCCUCGGGUUGCGGCCCUCCCCUCACCUGCUCCUGUGUCUGCUCCAGUUCCUGAGGAGCCUCGGGUUGCGGCCCUCCUCUCACCUGCUCCUGUGUCUGCUCCAGUCCCUGAGGAGCCUCGGGUUGGGGCCCUCUCCUCACCUGCUCCUGUGUCUGCUCCAGUCCCUGAGGAGCCUCGGGUUGCGGCCCUCUCCUCACCUGCUCCUGUGUCUGCUCCAGUCCCUGAGGAGCCUCGGGUUGCGGCCCUCCCCUCACCUGCUCCUGUGUCUGCUCCAGUCCCUGAGGAGCCUCGGGUUGCGGCCCUCCCCUCACCUGCUCCUGUGUCUGCUCCAGUCCCUGAGGAGCCUCGGGUUGCGGCCCUCCCCUCACCUGCUCCUGUGUCUGCCCCAGUCCUUGAGGAGCCUCGGGUUGCGGCCGUCCCCUCACCUGCUCCUGUGUCUGCUCCAGUCCCUGAGGAGCCUCGGGUUGCGGCCCUCCCCUCACCUGCUCCUGUGUCUGCUCCAGUCCCUGAGGAGCCUCGGGUUGCGGCCCUCCCCUCACCUGCUCCUGUGUCUGCCCCAGUCCCUGAGGAGCCUCCGGUUGCGGCCCUCCCCUCACCUGCUCCUGUGUCUGCUCCAGUCCCUGAGGAGCCUCGGGUUGCGGCCCUCCCCUCAACUGCUCCUGCGUCUGCUCCAGUCCCUGAGGAGCCUCGGGUUGCGACAUCCGAGGAGACAUCAUCUCUGAAGCUGCCAUCAGCUCCUCCAAACGCAGCUUUUCCAACUAAGAAUGAUCUCUGGUACACAGUUCCAAAGCUUCAAUUAGGGGAAGAGCGGGAUGUGGAUGUUAGGCCGAAGUGGGCCAGACUGGCAGGAUGUGGGAGUGAAAAUCAGUUUCCCACCGUAUUUGCGAGUCCAUCUGAUUUAGAUCAAGAGGACUUUCAAAUGGAGAACCCCCCCUCACCUGCUCCUGUGUCUGCUCCAGUCCCUGAGGAGCCUCGGGUUGCGGCCCUCCCCUCACCUGCUCCUGUGUCUGCUCCAGUCCCUGAGGAGCCUCGGGUUGCGGCCCUCCCCUCACCUGCUCCUGUGUCUGCUCCAGUCCCUGAGGAGCCUCGGGUUGCGGCCCUCCCUUCACCUGCUCCUGUGUCUGUUCCAGUCCCUGAGGAGCCUCGGGUUGCGGCCCUCCCCUCACCUGCUCCUGUGUCUGCUCCAGUCCCUGAAGAGCCUCGGGUUGGGGCCCUCUCCUCACCUGCUCCUGUGUCUGCUCCAGUCCCUGAGGAGCCUCGGGUUGCGGCCCUCUCCUCACCUGCUCCUGUGUCUGCUCCAGUCCCUGAGGAGCCUCGGGUUGCGGCCCUCCCCUCACCUGCUCCUGUGUCUGCUCCAGUCCCUGAGGAGCCUCGGGUUGCGGCCCUCCCCUCACCUGCUCCUGUGUCUGCUCCAGUCCCUGAGGAGCCUCGGGUUGCGGCCCUCCCCUCACCUGCUCCUGUGUCUGCCCCAGUCCCUGAGGAGCCUCGGGUUGCGGCCAUCCCCUCACCUGCUCCUGUGUCUGCUCCAGUCCCUGAGGAGCCUCGGGUUGCGGCCCUCCCCUCACCUGCUCCUGUGUCUGCUCCAGUCCCUGAGGAGCCUCGGGUUGCGGCCCUCCCCUCACCUGCUCCUGUGUCUGCCCCAGUCCCUGAGGAGCCUCGGGUUGCGGCCCUACCCUCAACUGCUCCUGCGUCUGCUCCAGUCCCUGAGGAGCCUCGGGUUGCGACAUCCGAGGAGACAUCAUCUCUGAAGCUGCCAUCAGCUCCUCCAAACGGUAAGACUUAAUUUUUGUACAAAUGUGGAAAAUUAUACUAAAGUAUAAUCUUAUGUUGUUAUGAAUUGGUACUUUAACAAACCUGUCAGUGUUUUUUUAUUUCAUCUCUCUCUG